This is a messenger RNA of Octopus bimaculoides (California two-spot octopus), 1236 nucleotides long. RefSeq lists its product as uncharacterized. NCBI's taxonomy places the organism in Eukaryota, Metazoa, Mollusca, Cephalopoda, Octopoda, Octopodidae. The record is from RefSeq and is a predicted model, not a curated record.
AUGGAUGUUGUAGCGUUAACCGAAACAAGAAUUCAUGGAAAGGGGAAUUUUGUAGAGAAAUCUACUGGAUAUCAUUUAUUUUGGAGCAGUAGAGAGGAGACCUAUAAGAGAGAAUCAGGAGUGGGAUUUGCUAUCAAAACCAUUCUGGCUUCAAAACUUGAGGAACUACCAUGUGGUCAUUCAGAUUGUUUAAUGUCUUUAAGGCUGCCAUUAAGAAAAGGUCACUAUGCGACAGUUAUAAGUGCAUAUGCUCCAACUAUGAAUUCAUCAGAGGAUGAUAAACUUGCCUUCUAUCUGUCAUUUGCUGAGAUUAUACGCAAUAUCCCCCAUGAUGACAAAGUUGUCAUUUUGGGUGAUUUUAAUGCUUGUGUUGGUGCAGAUUGGGAGACUUGGGGUGUCCUAGGAAAGCAUGGGGUUGGGAGUUCCAACAGUAAUGUUUAUGGACCAGUUUCAUCAAAGGUUGUGCCACUUCAGAGCAAGGAUGGCACAGAAUUAUUAACAAAUCCUAAAGAUAUUGUUGGGAGAUGGAAAGAACAUUCUGAUGAGUUGCUCAAUAGACCCACUGAAGUUGAUCUCUCUUUUCGUGAUAAUAUACCCGAGAGACCAAUAAAACAUCUUAUAGCAGAAGUUCCAAGCCUGGCUGAAAUAAAAGCAGCAAUCAGGAAAUUGAACAAUGGAAAGGCCCCUGGUAUGGAUGGACUAGGUGCAGAGAUAUAUAAAUAUGGUGGUGAUCAUCUUUGUGCAAUGUUGACGGAUGUGAUUCAGAGGGGUUGGCAAAAUGAAGAGGUUCCUCUGGAUUGGCGUGAUGCAACUAUGGAAAUACUAUAUAAAUCUAAAGGUGGAAAGGAUGUCUGGGAUAAUUAUUGUGGCAUCUAUCUGUUAGCUGUUGCUGGAAAGGUCCUCUGUAGAGUAAUGCUGGAUAGAUUUCUUCUGCACAUUGCUGAUGAGGUUCUACCAGAAUCGCAAUGUGGGUUUAGGGAUAGUAGGAGUACUAUGGAUAUGAUAUUUUCAGCUAGACAGUUGCAAGAGAAGUGCAUUGAACAGGAUAUGGACUUAUACCAGGAUUUCAUUGACCUAACAAAAGCAUUUGAUUCUAUCAAUAGAAUUGCACUUUGGGAGAUCCUAAAAAAGCUAGGAUGCCCUGAAAAAUUUGUGAGAAUGCUUAGACAAUUUCAUGACAAGAUGGAAGUGAGAGUUAAUGUUGGAGGUACCUUGUCAGAUCCAAUUUCUGUAUAA